AUGCAAACUAUCAAAAGAAAACCCGUUGCAAAUCGCCAGAUGCUCGUCGAGAAACAACAGCGGAUAUCAGCCCUUGGUAUUGUUCCCGAAGCCAAAAUAUCGCCACCGACUAGUCUGGCACAGGGAAGCGGACUAGAUGCUCAAACUCCAAUUCCGGAACUACCCCGAACGGUGGUUGAAAAUGUGGAUGCCAACGACCUUAAAGCCUUCUUGGCAAAAUCCGGAGGACUACUGGUAGAACAUCAAGACUUAAACAAUAUAGCCAAGUUAGGGCACGAAGUCGUUCGCAGCGAUUCAAUUCCGCACUGCUAUUUUGACAAUUCUGCAUCGGGGUUACCUCAUGGAUCAGAGAACACAUCUGUCGACAACCAACUUUCACCCCCACUGAUCGGGAAAGCUAAAGAGAAUAAUGCCCUGGACGGUCGGAGACACAUCUCACAUAAUACCGUUAAAACAGUCUCGCAGUCAUCAGGCGUACAGCCGAGGGUGCAAGGAGAAAGUCAUCUAGGGGGCCACGGCCUCACGACAACAUUGAACAUCGAAAAUGUCGAACAUGCUUUCCUUGUUUACGAGUAUACCGAAAUAUCGGUUGAGGCUUAUGACGACGGCCUCAGCGAGAAUCCGGGGGCGGUCCACGAAGUUGGGUUUCUUCUAUCAGAAGCAACAAUCGCCCGGGUCAUUGAUACACAUCGGGGUUUGAUAGCAAGAACAGGCUCCUGUAUAGACGAAAUCACCCCAAACUCCGUCGGUCUAAUCUCGAGAAUGUUACAAGCUUGGUACAGUCGCCAUUCAGAGGCCAACAUAUAUGGGUUUCGGGUACCUCCCUUUGAGGUUACCACUAGUGACAAGAUGUGUGGAGAUGAAAACUAUGAAGCCUUGCAACUACUAUCGAAACCGCCUCCCUAUAGACCUCGAAAAAGUUCGCAGCUCUCGUACUCACGUGCUGGCUGCUUCAAUUAUAAGAUUCAACCACAAAUAGCAGAAAAUUUGAGAUGGAAGAGUUUGUUUAUCCUAUUCUUGUGGUCAAAUUGUAUGUGCUCUCACUUUUUCUCGACCAGUAGCCCUGACAAUUUAAUCUGCUGCUGGGAAAUACUCGAAUCAUACACGCUUGAUAUUGCUGAAGGAAAUGAUCAGGCCAUGAAAUCUCUUAGAGCUGCUCUAAUAACAGAGAUUACCGAAGCACUGCCUAAAUGUUGGACGACCAAGGCUGAAGUUAUGUUGAAAUAUCGCAGUUUAGGCGGAGCCAGUGCGCAUGCGAACUUACAUGUCGCAUUUCUUAGCUCACCGCCCGAAGAAUGUAAGAAGAUUCAGUAUGCUGUUUUAAAGGAGAAUCUGAGGAGCUUUUUAGAAGGCUCUUGGGAGCCAGCAUAUCCCUUUACGGGAGAGUACGCCGAAGACAUGCACCCUGAUUUUGCUUUAGACGAUCCGAGCCGGCGUCCCGAAGAUGGCUCUCGAGUCAGUUUAAGGUAUCGAGGUACUAAAAAGGAGGAACCACUAAAUCUCCCCGGAGAGGAUGAAAAUGGUAUCCAAAUAGCUACGUUUUUUAGAGCCUUGGGCUCUAUUGAGCGGCCGACGAGACUACUUGUAGUACCGCACGACCGGGAUCUUUGGUUCUCGAUGUCCACAUUCUAUCUAGCUGUCACGUACGGCUUCGAGUUCAGAGGCGCCAAAUUUCCCCUCAAGCAGGUACCCGAUACCCCACGCGAUGAUAUUUAUUUGUAUUAUUUCAAUAUACGGGAUUUAUCACCACCGCUGCUUUCCCGAUGUAAUAACUUCAUUUCCCGGCGCUUAGCUGCUGCAAAAGGAGACCGAUAUCCAGGGGACAUGGAAGAGGUCGAAAACCUUCUGCUUGACUUCUACCCAGGAGCAGAAGAGCUCAAAAGAUGGCUUGCAACGAAGGCGUAUAUUUUCGCAAUGGCUAAGAACUGGGCGAGAUCUGCGAAUCUAGCACAUAUGUUGGAAUACGCACCCCUCGGAGUCAAUGACGACUAUAAUUCUGUGAUUUAUCUGACUCAAGCCCUUGUCCAUUUCCACAAUAAGAGAUAUCCGGACGCUGAAAUAUCUUGCUAUAAAGCUCUUCAGUACCGUGAGAUCCCGGAGUGUAAUAGAGACGAAUGCUAUUGCAUUUUAAGCUUGGUGGCUCAGAAAAGAGGGGCCUCGAGGGAGGCUGAUGCGCAUCUAAGACGAAUGCAGCCGACGACGAACUAUGAGGCAUUGGAAAAGAAGAUUGUUCAUGGAAUAGUAGCUCCUGGAGUACUCGAAUCCGCCGGAAUUCGCAUUUUUACCAACGGGGGAGAAGGGUGGUUUGAAGCACCAAUGGAAAAGUUCAAACAGGCUAUGGUAUCAGCAUUGUAUAAUCCUAAACUAGCACACGCCCUUUUCUCCGACCCAGAAUUCCGCUACACAUCAUAUGUUGUAUCUCGUCAUCUCUGGCCUAACCCUAAAAUAGAGGAAUCUUGGGACCCAAUAUUCUUUUACGGAAACCGAAAUCGACCAGAUAUUCUCCAGAGAAUAUUGGAAACAUAUCGACGAGACACAGGCCGAGACCCACCAGCUUUCGAAAACAUCAUAUUAGCCAGAGAAGUCCUGACUCAAGCCUUCAGACAUGCAGCAGGGGACACGAUCAAGUUUUUAAUGCAUAACAUCGGAGGUCUUAGCAUCAAUCAAGUUCUCCGAGAUAAGCUCGGGCGUACACAUUCUCGACUACACGGGUUUAUUGGAAAGCUACCGCUUUCAUCAACCACAGCGGCCGAUCUCGAGACUCAAGAUCAUGCCUUUUGGGUAGCCCAGAUAAAGCAAUCUCUGACUAUGGCACACCUUAAAAAAUUCUUUACUACAUUAGAAGAACUUAAAAUAAAUGUGGAGAUACCGUUUGCGGGUAUUUCUACAUUGAAGUUCGCCGCAUUAAAUCUAGAAUGGUUCUACGAUACCUAUAUGCACACGCCUUUGAAUUUAAUGACCGAUAGCAUAAAACACGACUUGAUACUCGCUUACUACUGUUAUAGCUGGGUAUCUAGUUUGUCACCAGAACCCAAGCCGAACAGUAAAGUACAGAAAAUUAUAGGAAAGGUUUCGAAUGGGCUAAGCAGGGGAGAUAUCAAAAUAGUCGGAUAUCCCAAAGUUGGGAGAGAACUUGCGCCAUAUCAGACACCACCGCCCAAUCAAUAUACCUCAGUAUUAAUCGAUUCCAAAAAGGAACCCCCAGACGCAGAUAUCUCCAUCCCCAGUUCUGAAGCUGUGAGAGCGACGUUCGGGUUUGGAGCUAAUCACGAAGAUAAUCUGGCAAAGUUUGAAAAUGUUGAACUCCAAUCGACGACGACGAGUUUCUCGGAUUCUAGUCUGGAAAUACUGGGCUCCUCGGAUUCUCUUCAUAUAACGACAGAAACUCCCCUACAUGCACAUAGACGCGCACCAGAACAUACAGCGAUUGAGUUUCCUCCACGGCCUCAACAAAUACCAGACUAUCAACGAGGGAGGCCGAGGUUUCAGAAUUUCAUUCAGAAUAUAAUUGCAAAGCUUGAAUAA
Messenger RNA from Orbilia oligospora ATCC 24927, 3525 nucleotides. RefSeq lists its product as uncharacterized. The record is from RefSeq and is a predicted model, not a curated record. NCBI's taxonomy places the organism in Eukaryota, Fungi, Ascomycota, Orbiliomycetes, Orbiliales, Orbiliaceae. The transcript is spliced from 2 exons. The coding region runs from base 1 to 3525 and encodes 1174 amino acids.